CUGGGCUAGCUGCCUCCGUGUCAUUCGGCCUCUUUUUGUCACAUCUGAUUGUUCUAAGGAAGCAUAAAUCUUGGGUUUUAGUUGGAAACUUUUUCUUUAAAGCUGGACGGACCUCUCCAGCACAGGCCUCACUCACAUCUGCCUCCCCACAGUGGCUGCUAGGGAGGGGUUCUGCUGGUACGAGUUCAAGUCACGGGUCUCUGGCUGUCUUCCUUACCAUGUGUAUCAUCCUCUCUCUCCCCAGGGAUCACUGGCCCAGUGUUUGUGGACUCCCAGGGAGAAAGGCGUAUGGAUUACUCUGUCUGUGCCCUACAGAAAUCCAGAAACGGGUCACCCUUUCUUCCUGUUCUUCACUAUAAUAGCUGCCAGAAGGGAAUCAGACCCGUGAGGAAUGUCUCCACUAUUACUCGGCCCCACGGCUCCCUCUCUGCGGACAGACACGGCUGUGGGAUUUACGGUGAGCUCUGUGCAGGUGAGCUCUCUUUUACAGGUGUGACUCCUGUGAUUCUCACGAUGACCUUUCUGAUUAGUGUCUUGGGAACUGCCAUCAUAGGUCUGAUUUUAAGGAUGCAGAAGGGAACACUGCAGAGGCAAAACAGAGACAUUUGGUGGCAGAUCAAUUACGAUGAAAUCACCAUUCUGCCCCAGAACAAGCUGGCCCAGAAAGGCACACCUGUGUCGAGAGGGGACAGCAGCAAUGCCCCUAGUGUGAUGAUUUCUGGGGACUUCAGCGCCUUUGUCAAGAGUCAGCGGGAAGAGCUCUUUCGUGCCCCAGCAGGGCUUUACCAGGGAAACCAUGUGGCCCUCUGCUAUGUUGGUGACCGAGCAGAAGCCUGGAUCAGGAAGCCAUCUGUGCUGCAGGAAAUCCAGCUGGUGUAUGAAUUGAGGCAUGAAAACAUUGUUCCCUUCUUUGGUGUUUGCAUUGUCACUCAGUAUUGUAAAAAAGGAAGUCCUAAGGAUGUUUUGUGAAAUUCUGAUACUGAAAUGGAUUGGAUAUUCAAGCUCUCAUUUGCAUAGAACAUAGUCAAUGGCAUGCUGUCCCUUCAUAGGAGCCCACUGAGCUCCCACAGAAACCUGAAGCCUUCCAACUACCUGGUGGACGGUCGGAUGCAGGUGAAGCUGUCGGGGUUUGGGCUGUGGGAGCUCAAGUAUGGCCAGACAUACAGAACCUAUGAGAAAACGAUGGACCACUCAGGUAACCACUGGCAGGUCUUGGACCCACUAGCUAUGGACAGAGUGGUAGGGAGGUUCCUUGCCCCAUUUCUGAUUCCUGAUGCUCGUGGGCACCUUCCUUUGGAGCCGGCGGCAUGUGGCUGCUCUGCUCACCCAGGGCGACGAGAACAGGUGGCAGGGGCCGCUGGGGUGAUGUCUGAGUUGGGAGAACUAGCCAUCGUCCCAGCUCAGCUGGGCGACCAGAAGCGAGUCACUGUCCUUGUCUGUAGUCCUCUCUGUCCCAUCACAUCUUCCUACCUCUCAGAGCAGAGUGAUGAUCUGCCAUGCACUUUGAGGAUGAAGAGUUUAGCAGUUCUCUGUUCUCUCUGUGUUCCCGUAUCACUUGGGAAGCUUUUAAAAAUACGUAGGGCAGACAACUGUAGCCACGUGAGCAUGCUAGACAGUAUGGUGAGCGAGCUGGAAGUGUACGCCAGUCACCUGGAGGAGGUGGUGGAGGAGAGGACCAGCCAGCUGGUGGCACAGAAGGGGAAGGUGGAUAAGCUCCUGUCCGAAAUCCUGCCCAGCUCCAUUGGAGAGCAGCUCAAGGCCGGACGAGCCGUGGGACCUGAGCACUUUGAGUCUGUGACCAUCUUUUUCUCUGACAUUGUUGGGUUCACAACGCUCUGUUCUCUCAGCUCCCCCUUGCAAGUUGUGAAGCUCCUCAAUGACCUCUACAGUGUAUUCGAUCGCAUCAGUAAACAUCAGCGAGGCCGGAUCGUGGCCCAUGUUUACACAUGCCUGGUGGAAACCAUUGGGGAUGCGUACAUGGUGGCUAGAGGACUUCCCAUCCGCAAUGGAAUCCGGCAUGUGGACGAGAUCGCUGCAUUGUCCUUGCACUUCCUCAGUGCCACCAUCCACUUCCAGACCGGGCACACGCCUCAGGAGAAGCUCAGGCUCUGGACUGGCCUCCACAAAGGCCCUGUGGUGGCUGGUGUGGUGGGCAUCGCCAUGCCCAGAUACUGCCUAUUUGGAGACACCGUGAACAUGGCAUCCCGGAUGGGGAGCAGCAGCCUGCCUCUCCGGAUUCACGUCUCUCAGAGCACUGCGGCCGCCCUGUGGGCAGUGGGAGGGGACGAUCUGCAGAAGAGAGGCCCCACUGCAGUCAAGGGCAAAGGAGAGCAAACCAUUGUCUGGCUGAAAGGCAAAGAAGGCUUCACCUCUCCACUCCCUGAAUUUACUGAAGAAGAGGCUGAAGUCCCAGAGAUCUUCUGAGGAGGAAGAAGUGCCAGCUGGUUUGGGACCAGCUCGGAGGCCAGUUUAGAUUACACUGAGUCAUGUUAAUCCAGCCUGUCGCUAAACAAACGUGCUCCGUGUCUCCGGAGACUUGGGAACUAGCUUCGUUUCUGAAUUCAUUAACACGAUUGUAAAAGAGCCGUCAAAUGAAAGAUCUCAAAUCCUCUCAGAUACAUACAGUAUGGAGAUACAAAGCAGAAGCCCACUAAUUAGGUCUGUAUAAGACUAAG
Phyllostomus discolor (pale spear-nosed bat) is the source of this 2675-nucleotide messenger RNA. RefSeq names its product guanylate cyclase 2G-like. NCBI's taxonomy places the organism in Eukaryota, Metazoa, Chordata, Mammalia, Chiroptera, Phyllostomidae. Gene Ontology annotation, molecular function: guanylate cyclase activity; ATP binding; protein kinase activity. Gene Ontology annotation, biological process: cGMP biosynthetic process; receptor guanylyl cyclase signaling pathway; intracellular signal transduction. The record is from RefSeq and is a predicted model, not a curated record.